Messenger RNA from Meleagris gallopavo (turkey), 12560 nucleotides. Lineage: Eukaryota; Metazoa; Chordata; Aves; Galliformes; Phasianidae. The record is from RefSeq and is a predicted model, not a curated record.
UGUUUGCUUUUUUUCUUGACAUAGGAGGAGGAAUCUAAUGUUCAGUGGUAUGACACAGUACAGAAUCAGUGCAUUAGAUCUGCAAGGACAGACGGCCCUAUUUUUCAUGCACAUUUCCAUGUCAUUUCAUCUCAAGCCAAAGCUGUACAGUGCUUCUGAAAAUGAGGCUACUCGUUGAGCAGGAUUGAAGUGGAUCUAGGGACAAAUGGAUGACUAAGUAUUCAUAUGAAGAGGAAAGCCAUAAAAGACGUCAGCGCCUUUGAAAACAGAAUGUUAAUGCUGGAUGGGAUGCCGGCAGUCAGAGUUAAAACAGAGCUGCUGGAAUCUGAGCAAGGGUCUCCAAACGUCCACAACUACCCAGAUAUGGAAGCUGUACCCUUGCUUCUAAACAACAUGAAGGCAGAUCCCCCAGAGGAUUCAUUAUCUACAGAUCAUUUCCAAACACAGACUGAACCAGUGGACUUAUCAAUAAACAAAGCCAGGUCGUCCCCUACAGCAGCUUCAUCUUCACCAGUUUCCAUGACCACAUCAGCCUCCUCCCCUUCUUCUACUUCUUCUUCUUCGAGUCGACCAGCUUCAUCACCCACAGUAAUAACGUCGGUAUCCUCAGCAGCAUCUGUACCAUCAGUAUUAAGUCCAGGUCCUCUUGUGGCUUCUGCAUCUGGUGUCGGAGGUCAGCAAUUUUUGCACAUUAUCCAUCCAGUUCCACCUUCAAGCCCCAUGAACUUGCAGUCCAAUAAAAUGAGUCACGUGCACCGUAUACCCGUUGUGGUACAGUCGGUACCUGUUGUCUAUACAGCUGUGAGAUCACCUGGGAAUAUGAACAACACUAUAGUAGUGCCACUGUUGGAGGAUGGGAGAAGCCACGUCAAAGCACAAAUGGACCCCCGAGGCCUAUCUCCCAGACAAAUUAAAAGUGACAGUGAUGAUGACGACCUGCCAAAUGUGACCUUAGAUAGCGUUAAUGAAACUGGAUCUACAGCGCUCUCCAUAGCCAGAGCAGUACAAGAAGAGAGCAUGUGGGGCUGUGCCAGGUCAGCUGCUAACCCUUUUCGUUUUUUCAACUCCAGUUCAGUUUCGCCAUUCAGUAUUGAGAGCACAAGGCGUCAGAGAAGGUCUGAGUCUCCAGACUCCAGGAAGCGACGCAUCCAUCGGUGUGACUUUGAGGGAUGCAACAAAGUAUACACAAAAAGCUCCCACCUGAAAGCUCAUCGGAGGACGCACACAGUGCCAUAAGUGUAAAGCACAUCACUGCCUGUUUAGUCUGACGUCUCCAAUGAACACCCACACCGUCCACUGCCCUGACCCGUGGUCUAUUCCUGAAAAGUUAUUUCUUUCACUUGCACAAGCAACAACUCAAUUGUCAGCUAAUCCAUCUUCCCCCCUUUUUUGUUAUUGAACAGUCCAUCUGGAGUGAAAAGUCGGUGUCUGUGUUUUUAUUCACCAUUAUGCAGUAUACUCAGCCCUCUAUGUGCAUGAUGAGGAGUGACUGCUGGUAACCACCUUCAGCUUUGCACGCUGAGCUGCUGCUCAGAUAAGUAGGGAUUUCUUUCUACGUGUGGAAACGAUCACAACAGCAGCAUCCUUGAACCUUGGGAUGAACAGAGCUCUGACAAUGCAGACUUUCACCUACACAUUUAUGAUACCAUUCCUCCUCGUCAACCUGCAAUAGGGAAGCACACCAAUAUAGGACAUUUGGCUCAAAAACCUGUUUGCUGUUCUCCAGCCUGCUGCACUGUGACUGAGGCAUUAGGUUUUGGCUGCAAGUUGAAAGGGUGAGGCUAUGGGAGCCAAAUUUUGGUGGUUGGUGGGAAUUUUGCCUUUUCCAAAGAAGAGCCACCUUUGUGGGGCAGACUGCACUUGGACAAAAUCUCUUCAGUGCAAUGGUUGUGCAUGCUGUGGAAUCAUGCCUCUUGUCAACCCUUCCAUCCUUGCAAACUGGACAAAGUUGCAACCUUUCUACAUGCAAAGACCUAAAAGUGAUCAACAAAGCUGGGGCAACUCAGUAGUUGGAUAAGAAAUAACAGAACCGCAGAACUGCAGAAUGGUUGAGGAUGGAAAGGACCUCUGGGCCCACCUGACCCAGCCCGACUCCAGCAGAGCCACCUCAAGUGGGGUGCCCAUGUUUGUGUGCAGGCAGAAGAUCACCAAGGAGGAGAACCGACAACCUCUCUGGGCAGCGUGUGCCAGUGCUUAGCCCUCUGCACAGCAUAGAAAUGCUUCCUGAUAUUCAGGACAGUACUAACCACUUCACAUCUCUACCUGACUGCUUCAGGCAUUAGGCAGAACUUUUUUUCCUCACUGAGGUUUAGACCCAGUCUGUAACUGGCCACAUUUUUUUUUCAUUCAGGGGUAUUUUCUCUGAGAGGCCCUGAAUAGCAGCAGUAGCCACUACCCUUCCUGUUGGAGCAUACUAACGAAGGCAUUUACUGCCUCACAUAUUUGUCUUAGCAAGAAUAUAUAGCCCAUAAUAACUGGGGCUGCCACUUAGGGAGGAAUGAAUAACCAGAUUUAGCCAGUAAGCUCAAAUAUGUCAAUAUAUUUUAUCCCUCAUGUUUUUGUUUAUAUCUUUGCAUAACCACUCUCACAGAUGUACUGUGCCCUUUCCUGGUUAUCUUUCUCAUUCACUGGGGAUAUUGAUCUAUAAAAUCUCCUUUUAAAAUAUCUCCAGUGAUUUCUUUUUUUUCUGGGGUGACUUCUCUACGCAUGUAUUUUUGGGGCCGUACAGAAUAUCAACAGACAGAAACUAACAAUAAAGCCCAGAAAUGACCGCAAAAGCAAACACUGAAACAAGACACUUGCAAAGCUCUAUAAAUCUCCAGCAAGAUCAGGUUGCUGUUUAAUCUUUAUAUACAGGUACGUCUCAAGGUUAUCUGCUCCUGUGGGGUUCACUGGAGGCUUUUGUGAUUUGUCAUCCACUCAACUCCUUAUCAGCCGAAGGUAUUUCCCCUUGUAACAUUUAUUAUGGGCUCUCCUCUGUUUCUUACUCAUGUCGUGUCGUCAGGGAAUGCUGAUAUGCAGUCUGUAAGGAGUUGUAAAUUUCCCCCUCCUGUGACCAAUUGACCAGUGGGAUCAUAAAUGUGACAUGCACAGUGUAAGAUAGGCAGCACCACAAAUGGAACUGACAUCGUUCUCUGCUCUAAAUACGAGUGAGAGCAAGGGAAUUAGCAGCUCUAGCAGCUCCAUAACCCUUUCCACCAGGACUGGUGUGGUCACUCUUCCAUGCCAUAUGAUUUCAUUUUAACAGAGAUGAAUCCAGCCUUUGCUGAUAGAUACAACCAUGAAUUGCCAUGUCUGAGAAACCAGCAAGUUUGGGAGAAGAGUGCUCCAAAACUGCUCUAUUGAUGUGAUGGUAUGGAGCCAGUCUCUGUGUGGCUGAGGCAGGAACAGUAGCAGAUGUCCCAGGAUACAGCUUCUGCCUCCAAAGUCUGGUAGAAGUAUGUCAGAACCACCCAACUGGAGGGCUGGCUGCUGCAGGACACUAUCUCCCACUGCUCCAUAGGUUUAUCCAGCACACAGAGCUCCUGUAAUUCCCAUUUGUUCUUAAGUACAGGCAGUGCCCACACUGACAUCAGAGAUCUGGCUGGUAGCACAUACAGACAUGCAAGUAUAAAUAUUUGUACAUAGGUUCACACAUACAUGCACAAGCAUACAGUCAUGCCCAAACAUAUAGGCACUGAGUACUUUAGUCACCUCAGUGAGCAUUUAUCUCUAAGCACAAGGAAAAUUAAUGACAGUAUCUUUGGAGUUAGGUCACCGAAGUCAAACCCAUGGAGCCAUUUUGGAGAUCUUUAAGAUAUUAAAUCCAAAAGGCCAAGAGAAGGACAUGAAUGCCCAGCCUCUUCUUAUGCCUAACACCACAACUGAGCUGAUUUUUCAAGGGGUGCCCUGAAGGCACCCUCCAUACCUGACCUGUUGUCAUUUUCCAUGAAGUCACCUCGAGCCCAGCCUGAGCCUGGACUACAAAGUCCAUCUGACAGGACUGCCUGGCCACCUGAGGAGGGUCCCCAGGCCACCGGGACAACCUAGUGUUAUCCACACCGUGCUGCCACCAUUGCACAUGCUAUGAGCGGAAGUGGAUAAGGGAGACACAGCCCUGGGAGUCAGCAGGGAGACGAAGCAGAGAUUUCUCCCACCAGAGAGGGGUUAGGAGCUUCAGCUAUCAUGGUAACAGCAAAUCUGUAAUUAUUCAAUAUGAAAUUGAUCUCCACAGAUGCGAAAUGGCAACACAGCUGUUUGAGUCAGAUAGUGAAGUAUGCAAUCUAUUUAUGAGGUGUGUUCCCCAAAAAAUUGGGAAAAAGUCAGCAUUUCUGCAAGGCUUUUUGGUAUAUUUAUUUAUUUACAAGGGAUCAUUUGUACCAGCUGGAGCUUUUCAGCUUAACUGCGAGUAAACUGAGAUUUCUCGGAUGCUACAGGCAUGCCAAGAAGGGAAUGCUGUAGAGGCUUUAGAGCAAAUAAAACAGAGAAAGAAAGGCAGUUCAUCGUGACAAGUGGAGAGAGGAGAACACAGGGCCCACGCCGUUCUCCUUCCUUGGAGCUGCUUUGUUUCCCAUUUUGUUUGACAUCUAUAAUCAAAGCCUCAGCACCCUUGCUUCAGUUAUAAUAACUUUGCUUUGGUUAUUACAUGAGGCUUUGCAGAUGAACACACAACACGAGUUUUUAGCCUCCGGCACUGACCACUCCCAGACAAGAUGCUUGUUCCUGUACCACAGUACGUGUGCUUCUGCAAGUUUCGUUUAUCACAAAGCAGCAGUACAGACACAAGAAAAGUACAGUGGGAGCCAGGGGCUCAAGAUGAGGUUUGGCACACAGUACAUCAACAGCAGAAAAGGCUUAUUCCUCAGGCUUUCAUCACUAAGAGCAGCUGGGAAGAUGAAUGUAACUCAGUCUUGGUUACUGCAAAUUAAAAUAAAUGAGUAACUUGCCAAGUGUGGGACAGAAGUGCUACAUUCAUGGGUUUCUUUAUGUGGGAAAAAUUAAUGUGGCCCUUUGGGACCAUCAGCUUUAGUUUGAUUUGCUUUGAUAGCUAUGUACCCAUAAACUUAAUGGAGGCUUUGGGGCUCAAAAUAUUUUUAUUCCAUUUCUGAUAUAGGCUGCUGCUCAUAGACUGAAAGACUGCACCUUCAGCGCAGCAGGACUGGGGUGCCAUCCCUGUUCCCAAAGGCAUGACAGGAAGGUUAACUCAUAUUCAUAUGCUUGGUGCCAGCCCUCAUUAGAGCAGACUGAAGCAGGAUUGCACUCAUCCGGGAUCCAGAAGAGCCCCACUUGCUAUGCAGUACUGUCAUAGUAAAAGAGGUAAUGAUUAUUUUCUGCGUGUUUUCCUGUUCUCAGGGGGUCUGUGACAGAGGCGGAGCUCUGCUGUGGGCUGUUGGGGUCCUGGAUUUCCAGCUGCAGGAGAAGGAAGGCUGUGUAUGAUCUGAGGUGUGGCACCAGGACAUGAGGGGUGUCUGAGGGUGCAGAGCCUGUGGGAAUAGCAUGGGUGGGUGAUGGAAGAGCCAAGCUCCACGUUCUACCAGAAGUGCUCCUCUGCAUGAGCCAUCUCAGCUGGGAGGGCUUUGCCAGGAUAAUGCUUUCCUGGAAAGAGAGCCCGCUGGGGAAGUGUGGAGCAGACAAGAGAGGGACCUAACCAUUCUUCCUGACUUCUGCAAUCAGACUUACCACACAAUUGCAAAUCACAGCAUAGCUGAAGUUGGAAGAGACCUCUGGGUCCACCUAGCCCAGCCUGUGCUUCAGCAGGGCCACCCAGAUCAGGGUGACCAUGCCCAUGUCAAGGCAGUGCUUGAAGUUCUCCAAGGAGGAGACAUCACAGUCUCUCUAGGUAACUUGUGCCAGUGCUCCACCACUUGCACAGAAAAGGACUGUUUCUGAUGUCUCUAGAGAGUCCCUUGUCAGUGGUGACUGAAGGCUUACCCUUGCCCCAAAUCUACUUUGGAGUUUUAUUUUAUUUAUUUAUUUUUCCUCAAGAUCCAAUGACUUAAUGUACUGGAUUUAGAGUUGUUUGUCUGACUUCAUGCCAAAGCCAAAGGCCAUCAAAUGUAUCUUGUUUCUCCAGCAUAACCUAUGCCACCUGUCUUAGUAGUACACAUACCAUGCUGACUCCAGGGGCUUCUGCAUGAUGCACCGACACCUUAGUUCACAAAGGACCUGAAUGGGAAGUACUUAAUCUCUGUCAUGUAAUAUGUUUAGUUGUAAUGAUAAUAAUAUACUACUUGGUGCUUUUACGCAUAGGAGGAGCACAGGAUGCAGAACUCAGGGUUUCUCAGCAUCAUUUUGCAAACAGCUGCAUUACUCACAACCACAAACAGCACAACCGGAUAAUGCAAGUCACCAGUUCCUGCCUGGGGAAGCAAGGCUCCCACUGCUUGUUAGCCAAGCUGACAAAUGCUCUGGCCUUUGUGCAGCCACAAUGUGACAGAUUCAGGUGGGUCUAUUUGGGGUUGAGAUCCUUAGGUCCUGCCUGGCACAGGGACAGGAGAAUAAGCAUCUGGGGGCGAAGAAAGAGGUAACAGCAGAAUGGAGAAUUGGUAAACCAUCUGCAGCAUGAAGAACUAAGAUAGGAGGGAGACAGGAUGACAGGAAAAGGGCUGAAGGGAUAUAAAGCAAUAUGAAUAACCCUGAAGCUGCGAUGAGAGUGAAGUAUGAUUAGAUAGGAAUCCUAUGAGUCAGGGUUAGAGGAAAGAGAAUCAUGGCAGUGCUGAGACGCAAAUAUAAUUAAUUAGGUUGUGAACCACUGAAUCAGAUGAUGCCAAAUGUAGACAUUUGUGCUUCCUCACACCUUCAUUUGUAUGUGCUACAUAAAGGUUUACAGGAAUACCUUUACAAGCUUGUAGGAAUUAUUGACUCUGGUGUAUUUUUCCUCUUCUGAAAUGUGGUUUUCUGACCCCAUGAUUGAAAUUAAACAAAUGCAGAGAGACAAAUCUAAAAAACUGUGUAUUUUUAUCUGAAGUGUCAAUUAUAGCAAUUUUAUAUCUAUUUUUGUUACAGAAAAAGCAAGUGUUUUGCAUCCCAUGUGGAUAUCUAGGUCUUCCCAUUCUUUUGUAGUGUAAAAGCAGUGUUUUUAAUCUUGGCAGGCAAGAUCAUGAGUCACAGGCUUGAAGAUUCAAGUAAAUGUGAAAGAAAUACUGGUAGGGAUACUCAUUCCUGUUUAUAACAGGUGUUUUAACUUUCUCUAGAAUUUGGGAGUUUGGCUAACUCUUGAAAAGCCUGUAUGAAAUGACUUAAAGGUCAACAAAGAAUGGUGUGGUGGUUUUUUUAUUUGGUUGAUUGGAUUUGUUCUAAUUUGGUUAUUCGUUUGUUAUUUUUUAUUGAGGGAGCAGAGGAGACUAUGUGCCAGUCUGGUUUUAAGUCAGACCAUACAUCUCAGACAGUUCAAGUCAACUUUAAGGAAACCCACUGUGCAUCUAACUAAAAAUACCAAGUUUAUUUUGUUUUCACUGCCAGCAGAAAUGGGGAAAAUUGACAUGUGUGUAUUCAUUAAUUAAGCUGUGAAAAUUCAUAUGCUCCAAAUAACUGAUGCAGGCUCAUUUGGGAUCUGAAAACGUUCCCAGGUUUAUUAAGUAUGCAUUGAAAUGUCCUGGAUGGAUAAGCAGAACUCAUUCCACAAAUGUAUUCUUCAAAAGAAACUCUCUUUUGUGGUGAAAACCUGUUGACCAAUGUUCCUUUUAAUGUGAACGAGUAACUUUUACAGUGCAAAAAAGUGGGAUUAGGUUCAACCUAACUCUAUGGCCUCUUCCUCUCAUAGACAUUCUCUCUACAGAAGUGGCAAAGAUGCCACAGAUUGAACCUGCAAGACUGAGCACUAUCUGCAUUGCGGUUUAUUCUGUAUUCCCAUGAAGACGUACAGUUUCAUAUUUCAGAUAUACAACAAUAGAAUUUGUGACAAAAAUAAAAGCAGUGGCCCCAGCACUUGAUUGUAGCAUGAGCUUUUACUUGGUGGACAUGUAUGCUUAACCACAACACCAGUGACAUGUCAGCAGUUUAUAGACUGGAAAACAGAGUGAUUAAGUUCUUUUGGCAUUGCGUUUCUCACAACAAAAAAGAAAGUCCAAAGAAAAGGAGUUACAAAAAUGUGUUUUACACUGGAGGCCCAUUAGCUCUUUUGGUUGGAGAAACUGUUUUGCAGCCUCCACCUGCAGUAUUGUGAGAGAUUUGUUUCAUGCUGUGUUAAUCACAACAAACAGACCUCCCGAGUAGCAAUGUGCGUUCUUAUAUAAAAGAUAAUUUGGGGGCUGAGAAGACUAGAAACUCAAAUUUGGUCAUAAUUAUUGGAAGGUCACCUAGGAAUUCUGGAGGAGUUUGUUUAUCCUGAUUCCAGCCUGCUAGGUCCAAGAAAAUACACUUAAUUCAAUCCAGGUGACUCUCCAUUAAAUAUAAUCUUGUCCUAAUUGGUGCCACCUUGACCUCUACUUGUGAAGUCUGUUCUGUGGUCUACAAGUCUAGCUUUCAAUACUCAAACACACAUUCUUCCAUCUGAUUCUCCAUUUUUUCAUUAUGAUAGCUCACUUCAUAGCAGGCAUGAAACAUAAAGAUUUUGUAAUGAGAUGUGUCUAAGCAGGAUGGCAAUGGCUUCCUUAGACUGCUGGCCACAGUGGGCGUGUUAUUCACACCCAGAUUUGUUGUUGCAACUUUUGAGAAGUCUAAGAUCAAGAGAUCGGUAAUUCAUAUGCACUACUCUCUGGUGCUUCCUGGCUGCUUCUACAGCUCGUGGAGAGCAAUGUUAGUGUUAAUUAGCCUGGCUGGUACACCAAAUAGAUCUGGUAUGACCACUCCCCUCCAUUCAAGUACCCAACUCUGGCAAUCAAGGGUAGCAGGAACCAAACUGAACACUGCUCACUCUCCCACAGAGAGGUCUCAGUGUCUGAUUUAUGUGGCCAUGGAGCAGGCUGCAUGCACCAAUGAGUUCCAGUUUACAUCCCCACUGGAGUGCUUCCCUCCUUGAGGUGACCCUUUUGCCCUGGCAGCCCUAUAGCAGACUUGAGAUUGCUCAAGCAAAGCUAUUUCCAGAAGAUCUUAACCUCUGUUAAUUUGUUCACGUUUGCACUGCUCCAGUGAGAGGAGUAACAGGAAGGUUGAGGUGCUUUUACAAAGUGGUGGACUGAAGAGCAUUAAGAACCACAGCUUAAAGCAGUGUAUUAGAUGUCCUUCACUUGGCAUCAGGGCUUUUAAUCUGAUGUGGCAUUUCAAGCUGAUGAAAGGACUGUGCUGAAUUUCCAUUUCUGACAGAAGCGGAGAAACAGAAGCUUCAUUAUUUCACCAAAAGCCACAGUUUCCAUUCUGGGAAGGAACAGAGGAGUUAAGUAGCCUGUAUUACAGGCAAUAGCCAAAAGAGAGCUUGUCAUCUUUGAUCAUUUGCCGUUGGUAGGAGAUUUUCUGUGAAAUGUGGUACAAAAAAUGGACUCAACCACUGACAUAUAUUAAUAUACUAAUGAUAUUAAAUCUUGGCUCCAAUGCUGGCUGCUGCUUCAGAGCAUUUGAAAACCUGAAGUUCUUGAAUUAUGUACCAAACCCUUGCCACCAAUUCAUCUGGCAACGUUUACAAAUGUCAUAUCAAUACUUUGCCAGCUAAGAAUAAAGUGAAAAUGGUGAACAGGUCCCAACAAGCCUCAAAUAGGUAGAAAUUGGAUAGAAAUCCAUGCAGAGUGCUUAAAACAGUUUACAGUCUGGUUUGAGCUGUAGGUUGGCAUGUCAGGUACUUUACACAAGCAGGAGACUUGAAAGCUUUCAGGUAAAUGAUAUGAAAUCUGGUGCUAUUAAUAAAACUACACCAUUGGCAUAAGGAAGCCAAGCACUGCUGAUGGAAUACACAUAUUCAUUGUCAAGAUAACAGACAGUGUAUUUUGUAUGUGGUGCCUGAAUAACAUCUACUUUUUGCACGUUAAAAAGGCAGAUAUUUUGGCCUUCUUUCAAAGCCACAGCUGCCAGAGUCACAUGACAUUGUGAGACUGUCUUAAACAGAGGCGAGGGCUUAUCAUUCUCAGAGCAGUAGAGAAAAUUUAAAGUUGGAAUUCUCCAAGAAAGGAGAAAGCAAAGAGAAGGAACACAUUUUUACAAUAUUAUUAUUUUUAAGCCAAGUCUAAAGUUGGAACACUAACAUGAAGAUUUUUAGAAUCAUUUUGAUAGUGAUAUCUGACAUUUUGGACCAAGCUGAUAAUUGAUAUCAUAAUGUACUCUAUUACAGAAAAGAUUUUCAUGUCACUAUCCGGGAGCUACAUGCAGUUUCUGAAGCAAAAUCUGGAAUCUUCAGCUUUGCACUGGUGGUGUGGUAUGAGAUUCCAUAUCUGCCACCUUAAGGCAUCAUGGUGGAGUAAAGAAAGAGCUGGGUGGCAGAAAUGGAUGAGAAGAAAUUUAGUAGUGAGACCUGUUAAACUGCCUAAAAAGAGAUUAAGAGAUUGUCAUGGUUUUAUGAUUUUUGGUUAUCGGUAUUUCACAUCAUAACAUCAUGUAGUGCACUGGGACUUAAAGAGUUAAUGUUCCAGAUUUUAAGGUCAUGGUACAUAGGUCUACAUAGCAAUGGUGGUGUGGAAGGCAGCAAGCACAGAGGACCCUGCUUUGUUUAGAGACCGAUCAGUGUUUUAUGGAUGUGUGCUGUGAUGCGACUUGAAUUUCUUGAUACUCGGAAACUCACCUCUGCCAAGCAUCACUACAUUCCGUGACUGCUGCUGUUGGUUUAGGAGGAAUCAGUCACCAUUUCACAUGGGAGUGCUCAGAUUAGCCCCCAAAAUCCACAUGAACAUGCUGACCUCACCUGGAUGCAGCUACAGAGUGUGGCAGCAGUACUAAAUCAGGGGCUGGGGCCAGAGGAGGCCAUGUAUGUGUUCUUCUUGGAGAACGGGUAGGAAGCUAAUACAGGCAACUGGGUCUGGGUUGUUCCUUCUGCUAGGUCCAUUGCAGCCAUACGCUUAUGCCAUGGUGUCCUACUGUCUGCUCUAGGACUGCUUUAGCUAAUCUAAAACAAUUAACAGACUAUUGCUGAAUGCAUCAGAUACACACAUUCUUUUCAGUUUGUUUUACACUCAACUGACCAGACUCUUCAAAGCACAUUAUCUGCACAGAAGGACAUAGGUAGGUAGGUAGCUCUAUGGUUCCCUGUUUAAGUGAUGAAUUUUCAAAGGAGUUGAAAUUCACCUGGCUGCUAUUUCCUUUCAGAGUAGCUUUGACUUUCAUGGUACUAUGCCAAGAAAGACGUCUUUAUUUGUGCCCUUUCUACCGGCGGUGUCAGCAAACUACUGGCAACAACACGUAUUAGCGUCUUCAUCAGAACAAGGAUUUAUGGUGUCAACACUAACUCCAUCAGGGACAUUACAUCCUUAUAAUUCAUGGAUGACUCUUGUACACAUGAAAGGGAUGGCCAUGAGCCAGCUAACAAAGAAUAAUUUUAUUACUUACCUCAGCCACAAUGAUUUGCUUAAAUAAUAAAAAUAUACUGGUGCGACAAGGAAAAAUUAACACUGAUAAACACAAAGGAGAAAAGCUGGGAAGUACUCAGCAGUAUAUUAAAUAUCCAUCUUUUUGGCAGCACCAUUUUCAGCUUCUGAUGUUUUAAGCUGGUUGAAGCUUUAAUCAAUAUUUACAUUUUAGUCAAGAGGAACACAGCAUCAUUAUUUGAAUUUAAUGUAAUAACCAAAAGAAUGGCAGUACUAUAGGGCAGGAAAAAAGUGUACAGGCAGCAAGUUGCAAUCAUUCCAUACUUUUAAUGCAAAUUUUACUGAAUAUGCCCAAGAAAAGUUAUUAAGAGGAUCUUUCAGAAGCCUAAUUAUUUCAUACCAGAAGGAAGAUAAGCAAAAUCAACGUUAAAGGAAGAGGUACAAACAGACCCCCACUGCAGAUUUCCAGAUUCUACACUGCUCACAUCAGACUUGCUUUUUCUUUAAGCUUUUCUCAGUGGUAGACGAUCUGCAAAAACACGAGUACUAAAACUAACCAGAAAAUGGGAUUUCUUUUCCCAUGAAAAUGUCAUCAUUAUCAUCACUGCUGUUAUGAAUAUGUUUGCAAAAGCAGCUUUUUGUUUCAACAAUGCAAUUUACUUACCUGGAAAUUAUCAUUUUCUGUAUGGAAAAGGCACCUUGUGGCAUCUGUUACUGGAGUGUUCCUAUGAGCUGAACAUGGGGGAGAAUGUCACUCACACACUUCCAUUUCCUUCUUGCCAAACUGUCUCAAGGACCUGGUGGCUGCUGUGAGUGAUGGGAAAUGUAUUUCACAUAAUGCACUUGGCCCGCAGAGGAGAAUUACAGAAAUACAGAAGCAGUCAUCUUGGUAUAUACAAACUGAAUAAUUUGAAGUACCUGUUACUUCACCAAAAUCUCCAGCCCGCCAAAAGGCUUUUCCCCUCUUUCCCUGGUCUCUGACCUGAAAACCCUUUUUAAAAUGAACAAGUGAACAAACAAAACCACUUAUCACUAAAAGUCAGUCUCAAUGGAAUGUUUCCAGUCAAUUCAAAUGAACGUGUUUUUGAUAAAUUGAAUGUUUGCAAAGAAAACUAUGGAGAAGGAACAUUAACCAAAGACAUUGGCCAUAUUAACCCAUCCCUCUUUUACUAAAUGACAGAAGAGACUCAGCAGUCA